Messenger RNA from Chiloscyllium plagiosum (whitespotted bambooshark), 1055 nucleotides. RefSeq names its product glucagon family neuropeptides. Lineage: Eukaryota; Metazoa; Chordata; Chondrichthyes; Orectolobiformes; Hemiscylliidae. Gene Ontology annotation, molecular function: neuropeptide hormone activity; growth hormone-releasing hormone receptor binding; peptide hormone receptor binding. Gene Ontology annotation, cellular component: perikaryon; extracellular region; terminal bouton. Gene Ontology annotation, biological process: adenylate cyclase-activating G protein-coupled receptor signaling pathway; regulation of protein localization; growth hormone secretion. The record is from RefSeq and is a predicted model, not a curated record.
UACAAGGCAGUAUAAAUAGGCAAUGAAUGGAACUGAGAUUAAAACAUCGCACUCUAGAACAGCGACAACCUCGACUUAGCUGGUGAAAACCAACAGGACAAUGCUGGACAAAGCUUCCCUCCUGGUUUUCUACUGUCUGACUGUACACACGAUGUGUUCACCGAUAUAUCCAGCACGAAGAUUUGAAAAUAGCUCUACCCUGGGGGGAAUGCUCAGUACUCCAGCAGAGCAGAGGGACAUUGCCCAAGCUAGGAGGCUCUAUGAGGACGAUGAGUCUGCCCUGGACUCCACUGGAAAACGAACUGAAAGACAUGCUGAUGCAAUAUUCACCAACACCUACAGGAAGGUCUUGGGUCAGAUGUCUGCAAGGAAGCUUCUUCAGACAAUUAUGGGCAAAAGACUUGGUGAUAGCAGCCUUGAGGAAGAGCCUGAGCUCUUAUCCAAGAGAAACUCUGACAUCUUUACAGAUACCUAUGCUCGUUACCAGCGGCAGAUGGCAAUUAGAAAAUACUUGGCUGAAAUUCUGGGCAAUCAAAGACUUGAAAAUAUAAAUAUAAGGCAGCUGCCUGAGGACUUUUCUGCAGCCCUGGAAGCAUAUUAUGGAAGCAACUCCUCUAAUGAUAAUUAAUUGAAGCAGUGUAAAUUCCUCAUCCCAAUGGAUCACACAUUUUCUUUCAGAUGGAAAUUCUUCAUUGAAUUAGUUUGGAUGUAAACAUUAUGAACUAGAUUUAUUGAUACAGUUCACUGUAAACAUUAUAUUUAUGGAAAUUUGCAAUGUGAUAUCAUAUUAAAGUUACAUCUGCACAAUUGGUGGCAUAAUAUACUUCUCUUUAAUCCAUUCUUGUUUGUAAUUAAAUCCUGUUACAAGUAUUCAUGAAGAACAGUAUUGUAACCCACAUUGUUAUUAUCUUGAUCUUUAUAUAUGUCAUCAAAGCUUUCUUUCAUAGUGUGUGCAAGGCAAAAUCGUGACAGUGAAAAUUCUUAGCUGAAAUGGUGUGUUCUCAAACUAUGGGACAAAACAUACAAUUCACUAAUAAAUUAUCUUUAAAAAUAAA